UUGCACGAAAAUGUUCUUGUAUUUCGUACUAAAUUCUUCAUAACCCUAGCUGAUAACGGCAUGCUCAUUACUGUUACCAUCAGUACUUCCAUCAGGAAACAACUAAGUUCAAAAGGGUUCUCCCAAAUUCGAUAUUUUUCUAUUAUCAGACCUGAAAAGGCACCUGAAAACAAGCAGGAGCCGGAGAUCGAACGACCAAUUCAUGAAGACGUUUUCAAAUCAGGUCAGAAAUUGGGUUCAUUUAAAGUGGGUGACCCCACAUUUUACUCUCUCAUUGAAAACUUCUCGAAAACAGGAGAUUUGAUAUCGUUGGCGAAGGUUUUUAAUCAGAUGAAGCGUGAAAGAAGAGUGUUCAUAGAGAGGAAUUUUAUAUUAGUAUUUAAAGCCUAUGGGAAAGCAAAGAAAGCUGAAAAUGCUUUAGACUUGUUUGAUAAAAUGUGGGUCGAAUACCAAUGCAGACCAAGUGUUCGAUCAUUUAACUCAGUGAUUAAUGUAGCCAUACAAGAGGGUUUGUUUAGUAGGGCUCUGGAGUUCUAUUCUUCUGUUGUAAUUCGGGACAAGAGGGUUUUACCGAAUGUGUUAACAUACAAUCUGAUUCUUAAAGUAUUGUGUAGAUUAAGACUGAUUGAUAGGGCUAUAGAGACGUUUAGGGAGAUGCCUGUUAGGAAAUGCACACCAGACGUGUUUACUUAUUGCACUUUAAUGGACGGGUUGUGUAAGGAAGAUAGGAUCGAUGAGGCAGUUUGUCUCUUGGAUGAGAUGCAAGUUGAGGGUUGCUUCCCAACUGCUGUGACCUUUAAUGUGUUGAUUAAUGGGUUGUGCAAGAAGGGUGACUUGGCACGGGCAGCAAAUGUUGUGGAGAAUAUGUUUCUGAAAGGAUGCGUGCCAAAUGAAGCAACCUAUAACACUCUUAUACAUGGUCUCUGCCUAAAAGGAAAACUGGAGAAGGCGGUUAGUCUUUUGGAUAGAAUGGUUCGGAAUAAAUGUAUUCCCAAUGAUGUUACAUAUGGUACAAUCAUCAAUGGGUUAGUGAAGCAGGGAAGGGCUGUUGAUGGUGCACACAUGUUGGUCUCAAUGGAGGAAAGAGGACUUAAAGCAAAUCAGUAUGUUUAUUCGACGCUUAUAAGUGGGUUGUUCAAAGAGGGGAAACCCAAAGAGGCAUUGAACAUGUGGAAGGAGAUGAUAAGUAAAGGGUGCAAACCCAAUACUGUACUCUAUGGCACUCUUAUAGAUGGUUUAUGCGGAGAAAUGAAACCAGAUGAAGCUAAGGAUGUUCUGCUUGAGAUGGAUAAAGUGGGUUGUAAGCCCAACGCUUUCAUAUAUAGCUCCCUGAUGAAGGGGUUUUUCAACAUGGGUAACAGCGAUAAAGCUCUUUCCCUUUGGAAAGAGGUUGCAAGUAAUGAUUGUGUGCAAAAUGAGGUUUGCUACAGCGUACUCAUUCAUGGCCUAUGCAGUGAUGGCAAGUUGGAGGAGGCUCGAAUGUUUUGGGAGGAAAUGUUGUUAAAUGGGUAUAGACCUGAUGUUGUUGCUUACAGUUCACUGAUCCAUGGCCUAUGCAGCGAUGGGUUUGUUGAAGAAGGUUUAAAACUUUUCAACGAGAUGCUGUGUGCAGGGUCUGGCUCUCAACCUGAUAUAAUCACUUACAAUAUACUUUCUAAUGCUUUGUGCAAGCAUGGUCGUAUUUCGCAUGCUAUUGAUCUGCUAAACAACAUGCUUGAUCGAGGCUGCGAUCCAGACUUGGUUACAUGUAACAUCUUUUUAAAAACAUUAAAAGAACAUACAAAUGGCUCGCAAGAUGGGAGUGAGUUUCUGGAAGAACUUGUGCUUCGGCUUCACAAGCGAAGGCAGGUUGCAGGAGCUUCCAAAAUCAUUGAAGUGAUGCUUCAAAAAUAUCUUACACCCAAAACAUCCACCUGGGAAAUUGUUAUUCAAGAACUUUGUAAACCCAAGAAGGUUCGAGCUGCUAUUGACAGAUGCUGGAAUAAUCUAUAUGUCCAAUGACAGAGGUGACAAGUAUUUCUU
Molecule: messenger RNA, 2022 nt
Organism: Cynara cardunculus var. scolymus (artichoke)
Lineage: Eukaryota; Viridiplantae; Streptophyta; Magnoliopsida; Asterales; Asteraceae
Product: pentatricopeptide repeat-containing protein At4g20090
Exons: 1
Coding region: 61-2001 (646 amino acids)
Molecular function (GO): protein binding
Source: RefSeq, a predicted model, not a curated record